AUGACAAUUUACGUAUUAUUACUAAUUUUAUCAACAUUAUCAGUUGCUGGAGCAAUUCAAUGUUAUUCAGGAAGUCAUCUGCAGAUUACUGAAUGUCCGGGUAUCAAUUGCAUUAAGCAUUCACUUGGUUUCGACACGGCAAGGUACUGUGAUGGUACUGGUGGAUCAUCAAUCUGUCAAACAUAUCGUAUAUUUGAGGCAUGUGAUACAAUUCCCAACUUGGGUCACAUAUGUUGCUGUUCUAGUAACCUCUGUAAUUCUGUUCAAUCUAUUUUCAUGUCCAAACUUCUUUUAUUGGCAUUGCCUCUUUUAUUUCUGAAAAUAAUAUUGUGA
Molecule: messenger RNA, 333 nt
Organism: Cercopithifilaria johnstoni
Lineage: Eukaryota; Metazoa; Nematoda; Chromadorea; Rhabditida; Onchocercidae
Source: the annotation of a GenBank genome assembly